CGUGUGACCAGAACAGGGCCGAACGCUUCACCCGAAGAGCGCGCGUUUAUUGCAGAACAGGUGUGACAUGUGUUACGCGUGUGAACAACAGACCACAAGGCAUUUAACAUAUCACUCGACCUUUCUUAAGCCAUCGAGGUGUUUUCUCGUUUACUUAAGAUACUAAACCUAGGUGUGGAUGCUCGUCGGUCAUCUUAAUAGUUAUUGAGCGACAGCAUUUGGAUCUGAUGAUAAAGAGUUGGGAUGGACAGAGCAGAGUGACUGCAGGCUGUGCGCCUUAUAAACCUGUGUUACCGUUAGCGGGCUCUCAAUGGUGCGCUCAUAGUCGCGUGUUUUGAGGGGCGAGAUCAUCAUCAUAUCUUCAUCAUGGUGGUGGAGAGGACGCUGCUGGCCGCGAGGCAGGGGGACGUUCAGACUCUAAAGGUGCAGUUAGCGGAGAAAGUGCUCACCGCUGAUGUGAAGGACAUGCUGGGAGCGACGCCCGUACACCACGCCGCCCGGGCUGGAAAGCUCACCUGUCUACGUUAUUUGGUGGAGGAAGCGGGAUUACCGUCCAUGAGCCUGGCGCGCAACGGCGCGAGCCCCGCGCAUGACGCCGCUGCCACGGGCCACCUGAGCUGCUUACAGUGGCUCGUGACGCAGGGAGGAUGUCGCGCGGCCGAUAAAGACAGCUCAGGGGCCACUGUCCUGCAUCUGGCUUCACGCUUCAGCCAUCACGACAUCAUUCAAUGGUUGCUGAAGAGUGGGGAGGGGGAUCCUACUGUUGCCACGGAUACGGGGGCGCUGCCUGUUCACUAUGCUGCAGCUAAAGGGGACUUGCCCUCCCUGCGACUGUUACUGGAACACAGCCCACAAGUUGUCAAUUUUCAAACCAAGAAUGGUGCCACACCUCUCUACCUUGCCUGUCAGGAGGGACAUCUGGAGGUUGUUCAGUAUUUAGUGAAGGACUGUGGGGCGGAGCCAAGUAUCAGAGCCAAUGACGGCAUGUCUCCACUGCACGCUGCCGCUCAGAUGGGACACAACACUGUCAUCGUCUGGCUGAUGAGUUUCACAGAGAUCAGUCUGGCGGACAGAGAUAAUGAUGGAGCUACAGCCAUGCACUUCGCUGCCAGCCGUGGACACGCCAAAGUACUCAGCUGGCUUUUCCUGCAUGGUGGGGAAAUCGUGACGGACAGCUGGGGUGGGACGCCGCUUCAUGACGCAGCGGAGAAUGGCGAGCUGGAGUGCUGUCAGAUUCUGGUGGUGAACGGAGUGGAUUUGGGAAUACGAGAUCAGGAUGGAUUCUCAGCAGCAGAUCUGUCCGAGUACAACGGGCAUCAACAGUGUGCCAAGUACCUCCGCACAGUUGAAAACAUGAGCGUGGAGCAUCGCGUCUUAUCCCGGGACCCUUCAGCGGAUCUGGAGUACAAGCAGCCGGACUCGGGACUUUCAUCCCCGAACGCCACCCUGCCCGGCGCCCUCGCUCCUGCGGCCCGCUUCGACAUCUGCUCGCCCUCCAGCUCGCUGUCCAAUUACGACUCGGCAAACUCCAGUCAGUCCAGCACUGGAGAGAAAAGAGGCGGCUCACCUCCGUCCAGAGCGCCUACAGCAGGUGCAGACAUGCAGGCAUAUAUGGACAUGCUGAAUCCUGACGUAACGGACGCCUCCCAGAAUUCAACAGCACCUGCGCACCUGCCACCACCUCCAGGGUUCCCCCCACCUCCGCCUCCAUCAAACUCCUCCCACAAACCACCUCCUCCACCUGCUUACCCCCCACCCAAACCACCUGAGGAGGAGGAGGAGGCGUCUGCUGAGUACCUGAAGAUAAAGAGGAACCUGCGGCGGGUGGAUAAUGAUGGAGGAAGAAAAGAGCAGUUGAAUCCUGGCGAGAACCACGACAGACUGCGAAGAGUUGACUCGAAUCGAAAGUCUCGGAGCUUCAGUAAGCAGCCCAGUACUGGGGACUACUAUAAGACCCUGGGCAGCGACACCACAGAGCAGCGACCCAACACAGCCAUGGCACCCAAUGAGGAGGGUUCUGCGCUGUUGGAGGAACCGGCAGACACAGCCCCUGCUCCUGAGAAUGGCACAGGAACCUCAGAGGAUGUACCAGUUCCCCCUCCACCUCCUCCUCCACCCGCCAGCACCUCCAUCCCGACUCCGCCCCCACCUCCACCCCUCCCAUCAGAGAAAUCUGAUCCGCCCCCAGCCCCUGCACUGCCCCCAGCUGCACCGACUCCCAGCCAAAACCGGAUGUCUUCUUCCUCUAACAGCAAUAAAUCCUUUAACAUGAUGUCCCCCACUGGAGAUAACUCGCAGCUUCUGGCUGAAAUUAAAGCUGGGAAGAAUUUGAAGCCGACACCUCAAAGUAAAGGCUACACGACCAUCUUCUCCAACGGCGAACGUCCGUCAUCUCCGCCACAGCCUAUGCCAAAACCCCAACCCAAUGACGCCCAAUCCUCAAAGCCAGAGUCUCCAGCACCCAACAGCCCAUCUACAUCACCCGAUCCAACGCCGACAUCCAGCGGUGGGCCACCACACACGCUGUCCACAUCACAGUGCAGCGAGCAGCUCACAGACGCCGUCAAUGGAAACGCUGCACCCGAGCAGAAGAAAACCAACACGGUGGACGUGGAAACUCUGGUGCCCACUCACGACGAGCAGGGCCGACCCAUCCCGGAGUGGAAGAGACAAGUGAUGGUCAGGAAGCUACAGGUGAAGAUGCAGGAGGAGGAGCAGAACAAGAAAAAGGUGCAGGAAGAGGAGGCGCGUCUGGCAUCUCUGCCGGCCUGGAGGAGAGACAUUUUGAAGAAGAAGAUGGAUGAAGAGAAGGUGGACAGGGAACAGAAAAGAAAAGAAGAGGAAAUGCGACGGAUGGAGAAGGAGAACGAGGAAAAGUCGGAAUUGGAGCGACUACGGACGCUAGGCUAUGACGAAACCAAGCUGGCGCCAUGGCAACGGCAGAUCAUUUUAAGAAAAGGCGACAUAGCGAAACAGUAGAGUCCUUCAAACUAUACUAGUUGAUUUCAUUCACAUCUGACGUUCAAAUGUAGGACAUUGCAAAAAUCUGCCAGACCUUUUUAGACGUAGACCACAGACGGUUUACCUUUCAGCGUUUAUUUGAUUGACCGCGGUCACUUCUCAGUAUCAAAUGAUAUUAAACUCUGAGGAUGUGUAGUACAGUUAAAGAGAGAAAAUGAAUGAAUCAAAAACUAAUGUAUGAUUGUGUCUGUAUAGUAAAUAUUUCACAGUCCUCAUAAUUCAGACAUAUGUACAUUAUUUAGCUCUCCUUGUUUAACCCUUCAGUCGCCCAGAUGUUUUUUUCAACGUCAUUUCAUCUGUUUAGUAGUAUUUUAAUGUCUAGAUAGAUAGUAUAUGUCAAGAAAAUAUAACCUUUAAAUUUGCUUAUAUACAUUUUAUUUUGUAAUUUCAUGUGGUCAUAAUCUAUAAAAUAUGAUAGUCCUGAACAGGUGUUAUGGCACGAUGUAUCAUACGCUUCUUUAUUUCUUAUAUAAAACACUUUUGCUAACUGCAUUUUACAUGUGAAAGUAUAGAUGAUGUUGCUCCUCAUGCCAGCUGUAUGGUGGUGUGUAGUUUAUAUCAAUCUUCCCUUAAGAUCAUUCAUAUAUUUAACAAGCCAAACACAUUUAGAUAUCAUUACAAUCAUAUAAAGAUUAAAAUAAUGAAUAGCUAAUCUAUGGGAAUUUCCCAUAUUCUUCAGAAGGUGGCGUCAUUGCCCAUCAUGAGUCUUCCCAGAUAACAAACUGAGAACAGAAAACACACACACACACACAUAUGCCCAGUGACCUUUAGUCAGAUUUCCACAGGAUGUUUACAGUGGGAGGAUAUUAAUAGUUUAAUAUGUCAUGUGAUGACGUCUUUGUCUCCAACCAUGUUUUGGUCCACAAAAUAAAGCCGUCAACAGAAAAUAUAUCACAAAUUGUCAUGCUGUCUUUCUGUGCUUGGCAGUUGUAGACUUUGCGCUACUGUUAAUAUAUUUAAAGUAAGUAGAAAGUGCUGGAUGAGUGUGCAUACACAUGUUACGUGUCUGUCCUGUGUUAUAAACUGUGCGAUGUGUAGAGUUAAUGUGUUUGAGUGUUUGUAUAAGAGAAAUGCAUGAUCCUCUGUGAGUUUGAGAACAUUCUGCUUUUGUUCAUCAGAUGCCAUAAUGAUAUUAAAAACAUGACGUCAUUGCCAUUAGAAGAUUUUCUCUUCAUAAUUUCUCCACAUAGUAGCACUGUUAAACCUUUACUGUCUUGUGUAAUGUAUGAUGAUCGAUCGGUCACAUGUAUUUCCUCAUUUCACUCCACCCGCCUUUCAUUGUAAACUUUUGUUUCAUUAAUGGGAAAGUUAAUUAAAUAAAAGUUUAAGUAACA
Messenger RNA from Paramisgurnus dabryanus, 4355 nucleotides. It is a transcript of the gene espn, whose product is annotated as espin. Gene Ontology annotation, cellular component: cytoplasm. Gene Ontology annotation, molecular function: actin filament binding. Gene Ontology annotation, biological process: actin filament bundle assembly. Lineage: Eukaryota; Metazoa; Chordata; Actinopteri; Cypriniformes; Cobitidae. The record is from RefSeq and is a predicted model, not a curated record.